UAGUCAACUGAGAGACAUUGAAAGACAUUUUGGAUAUAAAAUUGACUUUUAUUCAGACGGAUAACAGCAAACUCUUGUCAACUGGUACCAUAAAAUGGAUGAUGACCAUUUAAAGAACCCUAUAAUUCUGGUGAUGCAUUAUGGGAGAUUCUGGAUCAUUGGAACCAAUCAGUGAGUCAGAGCACCGUGAUAGAGGUCGGAUACGUAUGUGCCGCGUCUGCAAGUACACAACCACAGACGGUAAAGAGUUCUCUCAUCAUCAGCUUAAUGCCCAUAAAGAGAUUGUGACGUCACAGUACGAGUGUGAAGAUUGCGAUUUUUUAACAUUGUCUAAUAUUGAGUUUGCCCGCCACAGGAAGUCACAUAUUCGAAACAGCAGAAGUAGCAUCUCAUCGAGAGUUGGCAGAGAGAUGCAAAGAUCUGAAGAAGACAGCAAAAUGCCUCCAACCAAUGAAGAAGACAUCAUGAUGGAGGAAGGGAACAAUGAGUCUAAACUGGAUGACACCUUUGAAGAUGAUGCUCUUGUUAUUGAUGAGCACGUAGCAGAGUCUAGUCACGCCUCAACUGGCGCUACCUCAGGGAUUGAAUCACGCAAAUAUACUUGUCAGAGUUGUGAUUUUAGCACAGUACAUUAUACUGAUUAUAUGGAGCACCAAACGCAAGAGCAUCAGGACUUUGAAAUAUAUGAAUGUGAGUUUUGUGAUUUUGCGACUAAAGACAGAAACGUUCUUGCCACUCAUGAUUGUGCGAAAGAAAAUGAAAAAGAGGCUAUUGAGGAAACUCAGGAGCGCCCUGAAUCUGAAGCGAGGGCUUAUGAAGAAGAGGAUGAUGAAACCGUUCCUUCACCACAGUCUUUAGGCCCACCUAUUUGUGAAUUUGAGAAUGUUUCAGACAAUACGCAAGAUUCAGGACCCUUCGUGACCCCAUCAAGAACACCCCAUGUAGUAGAACAGGCACACAAUGAACAUUACAAUGAGGGUAAAUUCCUGGAAAUGGUCAAACCACGUAGUAGAAUCAUCCGCCAAGAAGUAGAUCCGGCAAAAUACACCCAGAUUAAUACGCUAGAGGGUAUUCGCUACUCAUGUUCUAACUGCGGAAAUGUCUACAAAUGGAGAAAAUCUCUAAACAAGCAUUGGAAGGAAAAGCAUUAUGGGGAGACGCCUACAUCAUCUGUGCCCCUCAAGGUGCCCAAGUUUAUCCCAUCAGGCCUCGUCAGUGCUGUAGGCCCCUUGCAAAGACCUAGGAAGUCUCCGAUAUCAUUUGCACCAAGACUUCCCUCUCAGUCUCCGUCUGCUAGAAGUACCCCUACUGACAUCUAUAGGCGUGUAACAACACCAGAACUACCACUGCAAAUGCAGGGAGGUCAGAGGGAUUCCCCAUUCUCUCCUAACCAUUUCCCGGGAAUGUACGGCUUCCCAAUACCAGUGGCGUCACCUCAAGAUGAAGCCCCACUGGAUCUCACAAAGAAAGCAGAGCCAUCUAUCCAGGUGCGCCCAAGGAUGAGUCCACCUGAACUUGUGAUCCCUAAACCCACACAUCUGUUGAAUGAUGUCCAGCGUAGCGUAUUUGCGAUUCCACAGGAAGAACCAAUCGAUUUCUCCAGCAAGCACCUCAUAAAGAAGGAGCCUCAGUCUGAUAUUGGGUAUGAUCUUAGUCUCAAAGUGGACACAGAUCUUGGCGAGGAGUCUUCAGAAUUCCCCACUCCUUUAUCAGAUAACCUGAAGUGUCCAAAAUGUCCCUAUGUAGCCCAGUUCCGAUAUGAUUACGACCGCCAUAUUGAGCUUCACAUGCGAAAACGCACACAGACCUGUGUGGAAUGUCAGAAAUCCUUCGUUACCAUCGAAGAAUUGAAUGCUCACUUUGCAGAUGCCCAUAAGGAUGUCAUCAAUGAUGAGCGCCGUAACAUGAGCUAUAAACUUCACCCAGCUGAUUCAUGCUUCCCAAUGGAUGCCUUGCCUUUACAAGAUGGGAAAACACUGAAGUGCACCAAGUGUGACUACAUGGCUAGAUGGCCUACAGAGCUCCAGAAGCACGCAAUUACACACUCUACAGAUCGACCAUUUGUCUGCAUGGUCUGCGGGUCAAGCUACAAAUGGAAAUGGGAUCUGGUGAAACAUUUCGAUAAGAGCCACACAAUGUUAACCAAUCCAUACAAGAAGCGAGACAAUAGUCCAGGUGAUCCUCCAUCCCUAAUGACUCCAUCUGGCUCAAAUGAUGACUCGAGGGAUGGCGAUGUUAUCAUACUUGAUGAACAACCAGAGUUGAAGCGCCCCAGAUUGAAUAUUCCCGAAUACACCCCUAUCCAUUCUGAAGUCUCCCCUAAAUACAUAGAUACCCAACUCCUGGAGGGACCUCCCUUUAACAGACCCUUCAAGUGUGACCUCUGCCAGUUCAGCUCCAACUACAAAGGUGGCCUAGCUGUGCAUAGACGACACUAUCAUCACAUCUUGCCUCCAAAUAUGGACUCAGGUUCCCCGAGCCCUGCAUCGUCCACUAUGACGUCCCCGUCUCCUACGCUCUCAAUCCCUCAGUUCUCUGGCAUUGACUCAUUGGCCAAUCAGAUGAAGCAACUUCCUGUGACACCCAACAAUGUCUCUAAAUCUGGCUACACUAAAGUGUCAACCCCAGGGGGGUCAGGGGGGAGGUCGAAGCAAGUGAGGCAACCAGGCCCAGGGGCUAGUGCCGAGAUGCUGCUACCUUACAAGUGUACAGUCUGUGAAUACAGAGCAAGAUGGCCUAGCGAGAUAACACAGCACAUGAAGAACCAUUCAGAUGAGAAGCCGUACCAUUGCCCACGCUGUACAUACAAGUCCAAAUGGAAGUGGGACGUUGUGAAGCAUCUCAAGAGAUGCGGAGGGGGAACUAUUAAAGAUGUCAUAGACACCACAAAACAGAAGGAUCGUAGCAGACCUAAGUUUGCCCCACCGAAUGUAACUGUGAUGUCAUCAGGAGGGUCUAAUACAGCAACCCCUGCACAGCCUGCAUACAUUUACUCACCUCUCCCCCUGAACCAGAACUACAAAGUGGUUCCCACGCCACCCCAGCAGCAGAACUCAAGCCCCCUGGGAGGAAACAUCCUUUCCUCCAAGGGACCCCAGGAGACGAGUCAAAACAUCUCUGACCCAAAUUUUAACAACAUGAUUAAUCAGGGUCAGUAUAUCUGCCUACAAUGUCCAUUCAUCGGCAAUAGCCCAGCGGAGCUUAAGCGCCAUUCUGUUCUGCAUUCCGAUUCCAAGCCGUAUGUGUGUAAAUCCUGUGGAUACGGCUCCAAGUGGAAAUGUGACCUAAAGAAACAUCUAAGGACAUACAACCACGAAGCUCUUGACCCUGAACUUGCUGCGGCAAUGGCAAACAGUCAGGCUUCAACAGAUGAUAAACCAGAUGAACCACUUCCUGAGAUGGAGAAGCAAAAGUCCAAUGAGACUGUCCUUUCAGCGCCUGUGUUCCCCACCCCCAUGCUAGUCCAGGGGACCCAGCACUCUAUGAUGCUUCCCAUUCAGCUCCCAGGACAAGACCCAGAGGAUGACAGAUCCUCACAGGUGUACAACUGCCCCCAGUGUAAGUACACAACUACUAAGAAACACAUGCUAGAAGCCCACCAGAGGAUCCACACGCAACCAGGGAAAAAACCAAGCAACAGGCUGACAUGUAAACAGUGCGAAUUUGAAGCUGAAGACCUACCCACAUUCCUGCAACAUAAACUCACCCACUCUGCCCAACAAACAGAUGAUGGCACCGAUCUCUUAUCUGAGAUCCAGGGGGACCGCAAACAUCGCCGUAAGCCCGUCAAGCAAUUUAGAUGUCACAAAUGUCCAUAUGUAUGCUUUAAGAAAUCAGGCCUAGAGCAGCAUGAAUCGAUGCAUGAACCUAGAGGAACAGACACAUUCAAGUGUGAUUACUGCGACUACAAUGUCUACAGCCGCAAUCUUCUGACUCAGCAUAUGCGUCUCCACCCUGAGUUCACUCAGCAGUAUGAAAAUGAAGACAGUGAAGAAGACUAUCAGCUUGAAUACAACAUGGAGCCCAAAGUUGGCUCAUCAAAACAGCGGAUCUUUCCAAAAUCAAAAGAUUCACGAUAUGACCACGAGGGGGCAGCAGUGGACCUCUCCGGGUCAGCAGACGAUGGAGAAAACAUCCCACCUGUCCUCCAAGCAGUUGGAUUGACAACACCUGCUGGAGCUGCAAUCAUGGAAUCCCAGAAGUCUCCAAAGAAGUUAUCCCCAACUGAGCAGAUUUUCUCCCCUAUGUUAACAUACUCAAUGCAAGGUUCCCCUACAAAGAAUAAUGGUAGCCCAGUUGCCCAUAGAUGCCCAAAAUGCCCAUAUGUGACUGGUCACAAGAUCAACUUUGAGAAGCAUAUCCGCAUGCACACAAUUCGCAGCAAGUUUGUGUGUGAAUGGUGUGACUGGAGCGCUGAUAGGCUGAACCUUCUCUGGCGUCACGUUAAGCUCAUCCACCCAGAGCAGCUUGAUACAUUCCAGCAAGAUAAGGACGAGAUAUAUGGGUUGAAACGCAAACAAGGACGCACAUCACCCAGUUAUACUCAGCAGAAUGGCAGUCCAAAGCAAGAUGGCGAUUCAUCACAAUCCCCAACUCCAGGGAUAGAUUUCAACUCUAAUACCUCCCUUAAGUCUAUGAGUCAAAGCUCAGCAGGACGUAAGAAAAACUAUUGCAACAAAUGCGGGUACUAUACAGAUAAUUUAUACAACCUCCAGCGCCAUCUGGAUCAGCAUAACAAGCCAGGGAGACAUGUCUGUGAUCGCUGCGACUAUAGCGUAGAUAGACUCAACUUGCUGUAUCAACAUAUACGUGGUGUCCACGGUGACCAAAUGGAUGGUAAAGAUCCUAUUCUAGAUGAGGAGGCAAGAUCUGAUGAGGAUAUUGAUGGUGCAACACGUGAAUACAUCAAUGAGAAGGUGAUCACACUUGGACCAAAACUCUACAAAUGUGGGGCUUGCGAUUUUACAACUCAAAACAUAAGCAUUUGUAACAGUCAUGCUAUGAGACAUGGGAGCAAUAGCCAAUUCACGUGUGACUUCUGCGACUUCAGUAUGGAGAACAUGAAUGGAGUGUACCAACACAUGGUCACAGUCCACUUACAGAGCCUUAGGCAACAGGAGAACCUGGAGAGACUCCCUGAGGAAACAGAACCUGAGCUCUCCCACUCUCACCCCCAAGGGGGCCUUGAGUACAGAGAAGGUCACAUAAUGAAAUGUCCCGAGUGCCCCUUCAAGAGCAUGGUAGUUGAAUCCAUGGAGCGUCAUAGAGGGAGACAUGGGUACAAGGGGAAAUACACAUGCGAGCAUUGCAACUAUAGCCUUGACAGAGUUAACCUGCUGUACCACCACAUGCACCUACAUGAGAAAUCAAACUCGAAGUUGAUGAAUAGUAACAGCAUGGUCCCCAUGAAUCUGAGUCGAUCACAUUACAUGGAACUAGAGCCAAAACCAAAACGAUCAAGGGCAACUGAAUCUGGAGGGACUAGCUCAAGGGUAAAGAUCCGCUACAAGUGCACCAGAUGUCCGUAUGCUACAUUCUGUAAGCAGAACAUUUUUAAGCACAAGAAGCAGCAUCUUAUUAAGAGUAAAUACAGAUGCGAACUCUGCACUUACAGCGCCACUCGUUGGUUUCUUCUUCAACAGCAUAUGAAGUUUCACGACUCCGAAGAUGAUCCCACCACUCAACGUUCCAUAUUCCAAGACAUAUUCCUUGACCCUGAAGAAGAUGAUAGCGUUGUUGAAAUCGAACGCAGUAAAGUACCAUCUGGCACCUACAAGCAAGAUCCAGACAAACUGGAGGCUUUGGCACGUUUGAAAAGCUCUGCUGCUGUUGCGAAGAAGGCAAAGGACAUCAAAUGUCGACUCUGUGGAUUUGAAACAAAUUCUGAUGUUGAGUUCUCCACACAUGUGGAGUGUCACGAAUCAGGCCAGAGAUACAGGUGUGACUAUUGUGACUUCAUCACUAACCAUAUCAACUCUCUACAUGGUCAUCGUCGCCAGCAUUGUCACGAUUCCUCCUUUAUAGAGAACCCACCACUUGAGAACAUACUCAACAGAAACUUUCACGAGAUUGAGUACUUUAAAAUGGAAGACUCUAGUAUCGGAGUGAAUAUGAAUAUAAACUAUGAGUCACCCAAAGUGAAUUAUGAAUCGCCCAAUCCAAGUCCCAUGAGUGUAAAAUCUGAUGAUAACUCGAAGUCCGCAUCACUGAAAAGCGACCAAUCAGAUUAUGAAUGUGCAUUCUGCGGGUUUGUGUUUUUGACGGAAGGGGAGCACAUGAGUCACACGCAGCAGCACGGUGCCAAUAAAAAAUAUGUGUGCGAUUAUUGUGAUUGGUCGAAUGAUGUAUUAGAAGAUGUGUAUGCACAUAGGAACCUUGUUCAUAUACGCUCUUCCAACUAUGAUCCCCACCCGUCUGAAGAUGAACUUAAAAACAAAGACACCAGUUCAUGUAGUGAAAAUGAAUCAGUUGAUAAUUCAGAUGUGAACAGUAAAAUGAUGUAUAAAUGCGACCAAUGCCCAUUUGAAUGUAGCAGCAAAAGUGCUCUUGGUGGCCACAUGAGGUUCCACGUCAAUGCAGGACGUCACAAAUGCGAUAAAUGCAAUUUCAGCAUUGAUAAACUAAAUCUGUUAUACCAGCAUAUGAAACUUCAUUUGAGUGGUUCCACCUUCGCCAAUCAUUACCAGUGCCGAAAAUGCCCCUUUAUUACAAAAAAUCGAGACAUUCUCCAGUUCCAUGUUGGUUGCCAUGGCAGUAAUUGUCAAUUCAAAUGCAACUUUUGUGACUAUGCAGUGGAGAGGUUGGCAUCUUUGGAGCAACAUAAUAAACUGCAUUCAUCUAAAUUCAAUGUCAGUGACUCAGAUCUGCCUGUACAUUCGUUAAAACAUUAUAAAGAAGUACGUGAAAAUCAGUUGUUGAACUUUAGUCUGAAGGCCCCCGAGAAUGGACAUUCUGAUCAUGACAAACCACAUGUUAAUCAUGACAAACCCAAGCUUAAUGGAGGUGAAAAUGAGCCUGAUGCCCCUGAGGACUAUAUGUCUGAUACUGAUGAUUACGAGACCCAUGAUGAUGAUCUUACCUCUACAUCUGGUGUUAAACUUACCCCAAUACGUGGCAAGCCUCUAAAACAACACUUAUGUUCAAAAUGCCCGUAUAAAACCACCAACAAGAGUAACUUCAUAUCACAUCUUGCUCAGCAUCGAGCCCAGAGUAAAUUCACAUGUCCGUAUUGCGACUACAGCAGUGCACGGAUGGACCAGAUUGGAAUGCAUAUGAGACUGCAUUUUCCAGAGGCUGAAUUAGAAGCAAAAUCAAUUGAGCUGCUCGUUGCAAAUAAUGACUCUCCCGCUGAUUUAACAAUGGGAGGAAACGUUGAUGAGGAAAAUAAUAUAACAGACAAUAAGGUGUCUGAUUUGAAAUGCAAGGCCUACAAUAAAACCACUACCUGCCAACAUUGUAACCAGAACCUUGAUAAUAUAGAAGCACACGAGUGCCAGCGUCAUAUCAUUGGAUACUAACUUAUGUAUUUAUAUUGAUUUAAAACAUGUCCACUGAAAGACUUACUUAACAUUAAAUUAGAUGCAUUUAUUAGCAAAAACAUGACUUUAGAUAGAAACACAUUUUAUAUAAUAUGUGUUCAGAUUGUAGAUAGAUGGUGAGCUGAGAAUUUUCUGAUGUGAACAUAGUAAUUACUGAGUUACAUGUAAAACUAAUACAAUGCUGCUUUCUCUCUAUAUCCUGUUACGAAUCUAAAAGUAUGUUAAACAUGACAAUAUAGUGAAUAAGUCACAUACAAAAUGUUGUCUAUUUGACAUUAAGGUGACUUACAUCUGAUACUAACAUGACGAGGUUGUGAUCUUUUAAAUUUAUUUACACCUAUACCAUUCCAUGUUUUUUUUUUGUUAUAUUCAGCACUUGCUUUUCCUGAUGGCCAACUGUUUAGGCCUCGUGUUGAAGAUAUGUUAAAUCUUGAAUAUUGUAGUUAUUGUAUUUUGCUUAGUUAGUAAUUAUUGCUUUGCUUUAACUGAAUAAUGACACAAUAAUAUGUAUAUAUUGCAAUACCAUAUUCAUGCUGCAAUAUCACAUUCAUAAUGCAAUAUCACAUAAAAAGCAAUAUCAUUGAUAAGUAAAUGCGUUUACAGGUUCUACAGCAAUUAAAAUUAAGAUGUAAAUCAAUGAUGAUUAAAUUAUAAAUUAAAGAUGAUGCAAUAAUAUAUUAUGGAUUAGAAAUAAGGUAGAUUAUUCAUUUGGCAGCUGUAUUUGUCUACAGAUGUUUCACAGCUGCAUUGUAAUUAUAGAUUGUAAAUAUUUUGUGUAUAAAGGUUGAAAAGACCCAAAUGUGAAUCUAUGAAUUUAUAUCAUAUACAGACGUAAUCAAACUUCAAUUUUUGGUUUAUUUUGAAACCAUUUUGCAAUGUUGUUGUGGAUGUUACAAAAACUGCAUAGUUGUCAUGGCAACUUGGGCACAUUUAUAUAACAUCAGGGGAAUCCCCUUUCUGAAAGGGAACGGUGUAGAAUGCCAUGAUUUUUAUUAUGUAGAUUUUGAAAUUAUCCACUUAGCAAUUAUUCUCUCUUGCCAGGAGUGCUUUCUUUGUGUAAUAUAGGAUAUAUAUUUUAUUUCAUAUUCUUUUAUUUCAUGUAUACAUAUUAUAUCAUAUUUGUAGCUAAUAUAGUUAUUAGACAUUAGGUUAACAUUUUUGUUAUAUUAGGUUUAUAUAUUGGACUGUGUAAUAUUUACUGGUGCAAUCGUAUCUACUUACUGUUUAUCAGUAAAUCUGAUUUUCUUUGUUGUAAAACGUUCAGUGCAGAGAGUGUUAAAUCAUUCAGUCUUUGAAACAAAGCCACUUUAAAGGGGGAAUCAGUCACAGAGAAUAAUAUUUUUAAUGUUGUGGCAAUUUUGAAAUCUGUGAUUCAUAAAAAAUGUAAUUUCAAUUUAAAUCUUAGUUAUCUCCUCCCAUUUAAAAAGGUAUUAUGAAACAUUUCCAUAUUUAAAUAUUAAAACGAACAGAAAAUAUGAAUUCCCAGUUUCCUAUGGCAUAUGCUACCUUUAAAACAUUUAAUGAGAUUUGGCUAAAACUUCAACUUUUAACCGAAAAUCCAAGAUUGGUUUUGGAGCUCGAUAUUUCCUUUUUCCCAAAUGAAAACAUCAACUGUUCUGAACUUUUUAUGACUUGUUAAGAAUUAUAUUAUUACAUGAUAAUAAACUAGAGGCAAUAACAAACCGUGGCAGCGUGCAAAAUUCCUUGAUAGAAACUGUACACAAUUUGAUGGCAAAUAUAGCGAUAAUUAAACCAGUGAAAUUAAUUUGCAAAUAUAGAUUUUUUCUGUAUACUUGGUAACAGACACCUUGGCCAUUCGUGUCUAAUUAGAUGCAAAUUUUAUGUUUUGGUGAUAAUUUUCGUAAAUAUUUGUUUUAAGUUGUUACAUCUACAAGGCAGGUGAAGGACGCAUAUGCAAUAUAAAGUGAUUAAUACUAAUUAAUUAAUUAAUCAAUUAAUUGAUUAGAUAUUUAUAUAUUAGUUUAUAUAUAUUAAUAGUUUAGUUUAUAGUUAGUUUAAUUAGCUAUUAGUUUAAAUCAGAAUACCGUGAGAUUUAUUUGUAAAAUAUGAUUUUGCUAGAUUUCUAUAUGAAAUACUUUGUAUAUAAUAUUCUGUAGUUUUGAAUAUGGCAGAGCCUUUACUCUGUACUAUUAUUGUACAGUCAAACUUUGUUGAAGAGGAGGGCUUUAAAUUAACUCUUGCCUGUAUGUAUGUAUGUGAUAAAACUGAUAAACUCUGAACCAGGAAAACAAAAGAAAUAGUUGUAAACAUACAAUGUACUAUAAUUGUGUAUUAUCAAUUAUGGUAUAACAUAAAAUGAUAAGUUAUGAUUUGAGUUUUCCUUUAUGUACCUACCUUAUGUGUUAUCUAAACAUAGACAAAUAAUCCUCUUAUUCCUGAUUUGAAAGAAAUCUCAAUAUGCAGCAUAGUUUGCCCAUAUUUAUUUAUUUAUAUGCAUUUUCAAACCAUUAUUUAUGUAACCUAAUAUGGUAAUCUCAUCUUAAGUGUAUCGUAUGAGUCUAAGUAUGACAUUAUAAACAGAGAUUUCAGUUACUAUUGAGAUAAAGACAAUAUGUAGUCCCAUUUUAUUGUGAAACCUGGUUUAUUGUAUAUUUAUUGUAUACUAAGUCAUUGUAUACUUUGCAUUAUCAUCUGAGUACAUAGCUAGUCUACUCAAUUGUCUUUCACUUACCUAAUAAUAUCAUUUGAGUAAAAGUAGAGUUUUAGAAGUAGAAUGAACCACACUACUGCUCGUGUUUAUUUAGAAAUAAUUUUGUGUAUUUACAUUUUAUAAUUAUGAACAGUGGUGUAUUUUCAAGCAGAUUGCAUUAAAAGAACAUGUUGAAGGUAAAUGUAUUGCAAAUACAGGGUGCCCAAAAGUAGGUUUACAGUUAAUAGAUUUUGUUAAAUUGCUGUAAAUCUACUUUUUGG
Molecule: messenger RNA, 10469 nt
Organism: Owenia fusiformis
Lineage: Eukaryota; Metazoa; Annelida; Polychaeta; Sabellida; Oweniidae
Source: the annotation of a GenBank genome assembly